CAGUCCUGUCCUGUCGAGCCGGGCCUUUAUAGCGAAUUAAUCAUCCAACAGCCAAUUCUCUAACCCAUUUUGCAAUAUCUGGUAAUUGAGACGAUAAGUAUAACAAAACUCGACUUCUUCCGCUCCCCUGAGCAGCCACCCAACCUCUGCAGACUAGCGGUUGAAAAGCGAGGUUGCCGGUCCCGAUCCCACUCUUUUUAAUACUGCUGUAUUACAAUCAAUCCAGCAGCAGACCGAUGGUCGUCGAGAUUUUCUUGGUAUCGCGGUGGAUUCAAGGCGGAAUUGGUGCGAGGGUUGAGGUUGCAGAGCCGCUCCAAGUUGAUAAAAAGCCUACGCUUUGAUAUCCUGAUAUAUAAAAACCUCAUCCAUCCACCCAUCCAACCGUCACCCCUCCAGACCAUCUCGAUCGGGACAGCAGCCGACUGUACACAAUGGACGGAGGGGUCAAGAGGCGGUUGAGGAAUUCCGCCGGGUCGGGGAGGGAUAUCCUGUCCAUGGGGGCCAAGGACUCGAUCCAACUCGGUGACCCCUUGCCGGCGUCAACUCCACCUCGGCCAUCACGAGGAGCAUCCAACAAAUCAUCCAACCCAUCGCCAUCCACUCGAUCUCGGCGACAGGCUAUCAGGUCGUCACCCACUGCACAGCCGGAACCGGCCCACCUGCCGCCGGCGUCGACUUCUGCACCCUCGGCCCUGGUCAGCGUGAGAAGUGUAUCGAUUGCUAGCACCGAGGAUGCAUCCGAGAUUAUCGUCAAGACGGGCGCUGCUGAGACUACAAGUUCUGAGGAGUCCAUGGUGUCUACGCCGCUGGGAACUGACAGUCCCCCAUCGAUGGAAGACCCUCUUCCCACGCUCAAACCAUCCUUGUCAGCAAUGGUUGAAGAUGACGGGCCCUCAUACUCGAGAUGCAUAUCAGAACUAAGCGAUCAGUCGGAAUUAUCCUCCGUUCCUUCUUCCCUCUCUAGUAAAGCCACCACACCCAUUGACCUUGACCGACCCGAGCCGCCGGUUCCGCCGGUAGCGCUGGCCCCUGAGGCCCCUGAAGUCCCUGAGACAUCGAAGCCGUUAGAACCUUCCCCCGAGCCCAUCAGUCAGGAGGCCCAACCCCCCUCAGAGACUGUGCGCCCCGUUGAGUCUAUUCAGCCGCCGCCACUAAAGCCAAGCCCGAGGCCAUCCAAGUUCAGGAUAAAGUAUGGGCAGAACAAGAAAUAUGAUCUCAGACCAAGGACCUCGAUCCCGACCGACGUUUCCACUCAGGAGUAUGCCAUACAGUGCAUCGCGGCCGCCGAGUCGUCGAGACUUAACCCGUAUGCGCUUCAUCCGGACGAGUAUUUGAUGCUCAGGGACCACAUCAGUCAGGCACAGAUAACUACGUACUUGAAUCUCAGGAAUGGAAUUCUAAGGUUAUGGGUGCGAAACCCCACAUUCGUCCUGACGCGGGAGGAGGCUAUUGGCUGCGCUAAGGAUAGCCGCUGGUUUGACGUUGCAAGCGUCUGUUUUGACUGGCUUGUACGAGAAGGAUACAUCAACUUUGGUUGCUGUGAGGUGCGUCCGCUCCGGUCCAAACCCGGAGCUUCCGGCACUCCAACAAAACAAAAGACUAUUGUGGUGAUUGGAGCAGGCCUUUCGGGUCUAGGCUGUGCUCGACAAUUACAGGGUUUGUUCGCACAAUAUGCCAGGAGAUUUCGCGAGCGAGGUGAGCUGCUGCCAAAGGUGGUGGUCCUAGAGGGCAGGUCCAGAAUUGGUGGAAGGGUCUACUCGCGACCUUUUAGAACGGCGCCGCCCGCUCGAGGGGACGGUCCCCCGAGGCGAUACACUGCUGAGAUGGGCGGCAUGAUUAUCACAGGAUUCGACAGGGGAAAUCCGAUAAACAUUCUUAUUCGCGGUCAGCUGGGUCUCGGUUGUCAUGCGCUUCGGUCGGAUCUCAACUUGGUCAACAUUUACGAUACUAACGGCAAGCCUUUCGACCCAGAUCGUGACAUGCUGAUCGACAAGCUCUACAACCACUGCAUCGAAAGGGUUGCAGAGUACAAAUGGAAGUUGCCACUGCCUAAGUGGCUGGAAGGCAAGCGAGAAUUGAUUGACGAGGGCAAAGACAGCUGGGCAGAAGUCCACAAGACUAUCAGCUACGUGGAAGAGACGGCAGCGGCACAACCGCAAGCCCCAUCAGUGGCCGAACAGAAUAUUGCACCCAGAGUCGACCUGGUUCCAGUCUCGUCAGAUCGAGCUACGGGUCGGGUUCAUCUCGAGCCUGGAACUCCGGCAGCACACAAAGCAGCACACACCGUAAAGCUGCUGGGCUGGAAUCUGAAGAAAGGUGUUGAUGAUGACGCCGACAUUGACAUUGGGCCGGCCGUCAAUGCCCCGGAUGCCACGUUCGGGUCAGUUCUAGAUGAGACAAUCAUGCAGUUCAAAGACAUCGUGGACCUCAACUCCCAGGACAUGAGGAUGUUCAACUGGCACGUUGCGAAUCUCGAAUACAGCAAUGCUACCAACGUUCACCAACUGAGCCUUAGGGGUUGGGAUAUCGACAUGGGCAACGAGUGGGAAGGCAAACAUACCAUGGUGGUCGGAGGCUACCAAAGCCUGGCACUUGGUCUUGCUCAGAUUCCUUCAUCUCUGGACAUAAAAUACAAAAAAGUGGUCAAGACCAUCAGGAGGAAAUCAUCUGAUGAAGAUUCUCUCCCUGCCGAUGAGCAGCCCGGCUACAAGAUCGAGCUAGAGGAUGGCAGCAACAUAGAUGCAGACUACGUUGUCAACACGAUCCCGCUCGGCGUGCUCAAGCACGGCGACAUAACGUUCGACCCGCCACUGCCAUCCUGGAAGGCAGAUGCCAUCGAGCGUCUCGGUUUUGGAGUUCUGAACAAGGUCGUGCUUGUGUACGAUCAACCCUUCUGGGAAGAGGACAAGGACAUAUUUGGCGUUCUGCGCGCACCUCAGAGCCGGUCAAGUCUGCACCCGAAGGACUAUUCGUCAGACAGAGGUCGAUUCUUCCAGUGGUUCAAUGUAACCAACACCAGUGGGAUGCCUACGUUGCUUGCGUUGAUGGCUGGCGAUGCUGCCUUCGACACAGAAAAUACCCCGAACGAUGACCUAGUUGCAGAGGCCACCGAGGUAUUGCGAUCCAUCUUUGGUAAAUCUGUGCCUCAACCGAGGGAAUCAAUAAUCACCCGCUGGGCCUCGGACAGGUUCGCCCGCGGAAGCUACUCAUCUGCGGGGCCUAACAUGCAGCUGGAAGAUUAUGACCUCAUGUCGCGUUCCAUCGACAGGUUGUAUUUUGCAGGAGAACACACCAGUGCGACACAUCCAGCCACGGUCCAUGGAGCUUACAUGUCCGGAUUGAGGGCUGCGGCUGAGGUGCUCAACGACAUGCUCGGACCCAUAGAGGUGCAGACGCCCCUGAUCGUCCCCAAGGAGACUGGGACGACGUCUACACUGCUAAAGCGCAAGUCGACGACUGAUCAGGUCCGGGAUCCGCAGAAGGAGGCCGAGGAGGCAUGGCAGGCUCAACUUUGGGAGCAUCAGUGGUCCCUCUUGGGCGAACACCCGCUGCAGCCUGCUAAAGUCGCGACUAAGGCGCACUUGCUCUUCUCCAAGGCGAACACAGAGGCGGCGAGGCAGAAGUGCCUCGAGGGGCGUCGGCCUGGCAAGGGUCCUCCCACGGCUCAUGAGGUCCGCGCCAUGGCGGGCAAGAUGUGGAAUGCAGCCUCCGAAGAGCAGAGGCGGCCGUUCAUUGAGCAAGUUGCGACGCUUAAAGAAGUAUACGUCAAGGCAAUGGCCGAAUGGACUAAAAAGUCGAAUGAAUGGAACAAACAGGCGCUCGAAAUUGCGGCCGAUUUCGAAAAAAAGAACCCGAAACCCACAGCCCACACCAAUGCCGUCGUCGGCCCCAGCAGUGUUGGGGAAGAUGUCAAAGCAUCAAGACCCGCUGCUGGAUCGCCAGCCGUGGAGGAGGAGGCUGGUCGUCAAGCCAAGAAGCUUGCUGUCGACAAGGCAGGCGUGAAAGAGGACGGAGACAUCGAGAUGACGGGCUGA
Molecule: messenger RNA, 4034 nt
Organism: Pyricularia oryzae 70-15
Lineage: Eukaryota; Fungi; Ascomycota; Sordariomycetes; Magnaporthales; Pyriculariaceae
Product: lysine-specific histone demethylase 1
Exons: 3
Coding region: 432-4034 (1200 amino acids)
Molecular function (GO): protein binding; oxidoreductase activity
Source: RefSeq, a predicted model, not a curated record